CCAUGGCCUUCUGUGCUCAGAAGCUACCCUUGGGCACCCAAAUACCCCUCUCCGGUUCCGCCCGCCAUCGCCGCUCCGCUUCCACCUCCGCCGACGCCGACGCCGCCGCGGCAGCCCCGGUGUCCGCCGCCCAUCACCCCGAAUGCGUCCUCUCAUCCGCCAAAACCCCAUCGCCCAAAUCCCCCACCAACUCGACCCGCAAGAAAACCCUAGCGGCGGCGGCGGUUGGGGCUGGGGAGGCUUCCGCGGGGGCGAUGGCGGAGGCUUCUGGUCUCAGAUAUUCUCUCCCCUCACGGCGAUCACGAGGGAGGAGGAGCCCGCGGCCGGCGGCGGCCCGGAAUGGGACUCACACGGCCUGCCGGCCAACAUUGUUGUCCAGCUGAGCAAGCUGAGCGGGUUCAAGCGUUACAAGAUCUCGGAGAUCCUCUUCUUCGAUCGUCGUCGGGCCACCACCGUCGCCGGCACCGAGGACUCCUUCUUCGAGAUGGUCUCCCUCCGCCCCGGCGGCGUCUACACCAAGGCCCAGCUCCAGAAGGAGCUCGAAACCCUAGCCUCCUGCGGCAUGUUCGAGAAGGUCGAUCUCGAGAGCAAGACCAAGCCGGAUGGCACCCUCGCCCUCACCGUGUCCUUCAUUGAGAGCACCUGGCAGUCGGCCGAUGCCUUCCGGUGCAUCAACGUCGGGCUGAUGCCCCAGACGAAGAAGAUGGAGAUGGAUCCCGACAUGACCGAUAGGGAGAAGCUGGAGUACUUUCAGAGCCAGGAGAGGGACUACCGGAGGAGUCGAACGGUCCAAGCCGUGCCUGCUGCCCUUCCCGGUGCAGCGGGAGGUGCUACAGAUGCUUCGGGAGCAGGGGAAGGUCAGCGCGAGGCUGCUGCAGAGGAUCCGGGACCGGGUCCAGAAGUGGUACCACGAUGAGGGGUAUGCUUGCGCCCAGGUCGUCAAUUUCGGCAAUCUGAACACGAGGGAGGUGGUGUGUGAGGUCGUCGAGGGGGAUAUCACACAGCUGGUUGUCCAGUUUCAGGAUAAGCUCGGGAAUGUCUGCGAAGGGAAUACCCAGCUUGCUGUUGUUCAUCGGGAGCUGCCCAAACAGAUAUGGUGCUAUUUGUGUACGUAUGAGAGUGGUUUUGUGAGGAGGGGUUUAUGUAUUCAACUGGUGGUACAAAUACUCGUUGAUAUGUAUUCUCAUUUAUAUUACGUAGGUUAUUUAGAGAUUUGGACCAAAUUAAGCGAAAUGUCAUUGUGAACUUAUACUUGAAUUUUAGUUUAUUAUUUUUCACAUGUGGUUAUUGAUUGUGUAUUCUUUUUUGCUUUCUCAGAUACAUGGUGGAGUUAUGAGCAUGUGAAAUCUAGUUUCUAGUACAUGGAUAGCUUUUGUUCAGAUGAUCAUGAUGGAGUUGUCUACAAGCAGAAUCCAGUUUUUGGUAUAAGAAUAUUUUUAUCUACAUGAUGGUUGUUUGGAUGAAUAGCAAGAUCAGAUAUUUUGGAAUUUUAAUUUACAUUUUGAUGUGUUUGGUGAUGAUUAUCACCUUAACAUAUGGUAUGGAUGAAACAUUUUGAUGUAUGGUUAAUAUAUAGGUAUGCUUGACUUUAGACUUUUAGAUGAUGAUAUUUAUAAUGAAUGAUUAUGGAUUCUCCAA
Molecule: messenger RNA, 1638 nt
Organism: Phoenix dactylifera (date palm)
Lineage: Eukaryota; Viridiplantae; Streptophyta; Magnoliopsida; Arecales; Arecaceae
Source: RefSeq, a predicted model, not a curated record